AUGAGUGGGCCCUUUCAAAACAUCUACCAUCUCCGUCGGGUAGCAGACACCGCUGCAAAGGCGUGCUAUGUCUGCCACAAGCCCUCGAGCAGCGUGAUGAUCACACCCGACAACAAGGAUUUCUUCUACGUUUGUCCUGUUCAUCUGAAGGAUCGGCAUUUCUGCUCUCCUAUUGUGGACACAGAGGACGAGGAAAAGAAGAAGAAAGAAGAGGCAUUAGCCAAAGAAAUCGAGAAAGUAAAGAAGGAGUACGAAGAGAGACAGAAGAAGAAGAAAGACAAGGCGAAAGAAAAGAAAUCCGACGAAGAGCCAAAGAAGGAAGAAGGAUCAUCCAGCGACAAAAAGGAGGGCAAUGACGAAAAGGAACGAGACGAUAAGAUCGAAUCCCUCAAGAAGUCAGCACAAUCCACGUCCACGUCCACGUCGGAUGACGGGCCUCGUAUUUUCGCAUUGCAUAAAAAUUUCUACCAGAUGCGCAUCGACAGACUGCGUAAUCUCGAGGCUGCCAAGAGAAAUCGCCAGCGCCUGCAGGAUCCCUCGUUUUUCCCGUCUGUCCCGUCCGGAGGGCUCUGA
Aspergillus bombycis is the source of this 573-nucleotide messenger RNA. Its product is annotated as AAA-ATPase Vps4-associated 1 family protein. Gene Ontology annotation, biological process: vacuolar transport. Lineage: Eukaryota; Fungi; Ascomycota; Eurotiomycetes; Eurotiales; Aspergillaceae. Gene Ontology annotation, cellular component: endosome. The coding region runs from base 1 to 573 and encodes 190 amino acids. The record is from RefSeq and is a predicted model, not a curated record. The transcript is spliced from 4 exons.